Messenger RNA from Spathaspora passalidarum NRRL Y-27907, 1327 nucleotides. RefSeq lists its product as uncharacterized. The coding region runs from base 205 to 1269 and encodes 354 amino acids. NCBI's taxonomy places the organism in Eukaryota, Fungi, Ascomycota, Pichiomycetes, Serinales, Debaryomycetaceae. Gene Ontology annotation, cellular component: cytoplasm. The transcript has a single exon. The record is from RefSeq and is a predicted model, not a curated record.
AGGAUUCUUCAGGAUCUUUGAGUAGUGUCUACUAAGUAAAUCUAGUCUCCGUUAUCGGGACCAAUCUAACUUUUUUUGUUCCACCUCGCUAAAGUUUACCCAAACUGUAGCAUAUUGGACAACAACAAAAAAAAAUAUUUAAACUGUCGCAAAUUCCCCAGAAUUUUCAUCUCCGAUAAACUUCAAUAAAUCCAUAUCAAUACCAUGAAGGUAAUUACAGAUAAAGCAGUCAAUGAUUUCUUAAAUAAGAAUCUCAACAAGAAAUCACUUCUUGAACAAUUUCAACCAGCAUUACUUUCUGGUCUUGUGGAACACGCAAGGGACCCACAUAAGAUUGUUCCUCCACGAAUUGCCCAGGCUUCUAAUAACCCUGAUUCGGAUACCACACACAUAUACAUGCCCUGUAUAUCCCCCAAAGAAGUUGGGAUAAAAGUUAUUAGUGGUGGUCCUGGAAAUAAUACCAAGGGUUUGGGGUUCCAGGGAUGUGUGUUGAUUAUGAACGAGAUCACAGGAGUAUUAGAAGCCGUGCUUAAUGCAAACACAUUGACUGCCUUUAGAACUGCUUUAGCUAGCUCUUUAGGAUUAACCAAGGUAAUUGAUGUACAUUCCCUGGAGAUUCUUCCUGAAUUGACCGUGUUUGGAGUCGGAUUGCAGGCAUAUUGGCAUGUCAAACUUACAUUGGCAUUGUACGAAGGUAAAAUCACCACCGUUAAUAUUUUAAAUCGGACGUUAAAGAAUGCAGAAAUCCUAAAGGAAAAAUUGUCUGCUGAGUUUGGAAAUAUCAAAUUCAACAGUUAUCUGUAUGAACAUGAAGCACUGGGAUUCAUUCCACGUGUGCAAAACAGUUCAAUUAUUUUUGGAUGCACCCCGGCAACUACCCCUAUCAUUAAACAGGACUAUUUGAACAAGGACAAGAAAUUUCCCAAGUUUAUUUCAUUGAUUGGUUCGUAUAAACCUCACAUGAUUGAAUUGGAUUUACAAUUAUGCAAAGAACUCAAAGCAAAUGGUGUUUCGAUUAUUGUUGAUUCAAAAGAGCAUACAUUACAUGAAGCUGGAGAGUUGAUCCAAGCAGGAUACACUGCUGAGCAAUUAAUUGAAAUUCAACAAUUGUAUGAACCACAACAGCUAAAUAACACAAAGAUUACUGAGGAUCUGUCCAAUAUUACUGUUCAGAAAAUUGUUGGGCUUUCCAUCAUGGAUUUGUCAAUGGGGAAAUUAAUCACGCACGCGAUCACAAACGAGGACUCGGUUUAUAUAGAGGACUUCUAAAUAUAGUGUUUGUACAAAGUGACUCAAAAGUGGUUUAUACCAUCUUGACUUAAAUUUC